GACAAAACCUUUUCUGGUCGAAUUUGAGGCAUUGGACCUGGACAUCCAGCCAUUUUUGAUUGCUUCAAAGAGCAACUGGAACUGCCUUGUGGGUUGGCUCCCUAGACUGGCUGAUCCACCAGUGUUAUCAAGAUGAAGAAGCAGCUGGUUCCCUUUGUUGUGGCUGGUUGGGGAAUUAUGUUGGGGUUAGCAUUCGCUUUUUCUCCAGUCCACCACCUACACCACCCACAACUACAACUGGCCCAGAUUUACAAGGAUCAUGCCAGUAAUGUUGGUGGUGGAAGAAUCAGUGCUGCUAGCCAUGCUACCCAAAGAAGAAAUACCCAGCGACAUUUAUUUUUCAACAAGGCCAUCUACAGGAUGAUUGGAAGGUCCGAAAAAGAGAAUCGGAACAACAAAAACAAAACUGAUACUACUGCUCUGCAAAUUCAGGAACACCACAACAACAAUAGCAGCAGCACAGAUGAUACCAAUGACAAUAUCCUACAGGAAAUCCCCAAAAUUCUUCCAGAGCAUGCCUCAAUGAUGAACCUGAGCAGUACCGGUAUGCAUAUCAGUGGCAGUGAUAAUGAUCACAACUUGCACAACCCCAAAUCAACACAUGAAGCUGCUGAUGACAAUAUUAUUCAUGCACCACCAGAACUAAAGGAACAACAACCUGAAGCUAUGGAACUGGAUGUCCUUAGUCCUGUGUUCUUUUCGGCUAAUAUUCAAGACAAUCUUCUAGACAAUCAACAAGGCCAAUUGUCUGAGGAGUUCCAUGAUGCCUUGGAACUCCUGGGUCCAAUGACGCUGUCGGAUCCUGCCUUUAAACUUGGAAUCAACCCCAAUGAAACGGCAAGUACAAUCAACUGGGUGGUAUCUAAUGAUACUACUUCCCCGGAUGUCGUCGUCAAGGGUACCAGUAUACCCCGCAAAAACAGCAAGGGCAGCAGCAGUAGCAAGAAAAAGACGUAUACCCCACGGCCGUCCAUAUUGGAAGCCAACAAAUUCUUCACGACGUUGCCGCCAUUCUUUAUCCCAUCCACCACGGUGCUCAACAGCAACAACAACAACAACAAAAACAACUCGACCACCAAUGUGACAACACUGUUGACUCCGGCCAUUUUUCUGGCCAAUGGUAGCAAAGUCCCGUACUAUCCCAAUUACGAUACCAAGGCAGCGUUGGCAUUUCUGGACAGCCAGGCCAAUUUUACCAAGCAACAAAUGGAAACCGUCCAGAAAAUGCUCUGGGAAACAUCUACCAAUGCGUCCAAACAGUUGGAUUCGGCACAAAAAGCAUUCUUGCAGUACGGAACACAAGUGUUGGGAGAAGCCGUGGCCACCACCACUAACAACAAUAACAAUAACAAUAACAACAGAGGAUCCGGAAUGUCCGUGGAGGAAUUGGAAGCCUACCUGAGACUCAACGGUUAUGUGAAGCAAGACGAUUUGCAACAAUCGUCGACUGACGCGAAAAAAAUGCCAUUGGUGGUGCCAAGAACGACAGCCACGGCAUCUCAAGUGGGUCGAGGACGACGACGUGUCAUGACUCGGAGCAGUGGGGGAUUUCAAUCCGUGGCAGACUUGGCCGUGGACACGACAACAACAACUACUACUACUCCCUCGAAGAGUGGUGCAUCGUCGUCCUCGGUGGCAACCACGUCGGGUCGACGAGUUGCCUUUCCACAACCCAGUGUCUUGAGUUAUGCAAAAUUGAAAUGGGGAUGCACCGUUUCGGCCUCCCUAUUGGGGUUGUUAGGUGGGAUCACCAUUGUUCCCAAUCUGUGGCUCUUGGGUGCCAUCUUUGGAGGGCUCUAUGGAUACGAAACCACCAAAAACUUGGCCGAACGACCACCGACUCAUGCACUCUCCAAAGGUAUUGUUUACUUGGGACGGUCCUUGACAUUGCAAUAUCUCAAAAUACGCGAUUUCGUGGCCGGUCUCUGGUUCAUGUACAAGACGGGACAAUUGUCCUACGAUUACUGGAAGAAAUAUGCGGCGUUGGAUCAACAAUUCGCUAUUCAAUCCAAGAUUGACGCCUGGAACGCGCGAUUUCAAAAAGGCAAGGAGAAUUUUGACUUGUGGGAGCAAGAAAACGAAGUGGGGCGCAAGAUAUUGGCAGGUUUACGAACCGUAUGGCUGGUGGAAGAAAAGUCGUUCAAAAAGAGCAGUACACGAUUCCAACAAUCCCGGUAUCGUAUCGUCCAGUACUGUUUCAAUGCGUGGCGAUACGUCAAGCUACGAGUGCUGAACCUAUAUGCCAAGAGAGGUCAAGCUUUGAAGGAACUGCAAGCUUUUUCCGAAGGCAUGCGACAAGAAUUGGUGGAUCCGUCCCAGUGGCAGGAAAAGGUGCGACCGAGGAUUGCAGCCUCCUUGGCAGCUCUGACCUUUGUCAAUUUGACGGGGGCACUAUUUGCGGCAUCACCCUUGCUGUUGGGAGUCGCAGCCGUUGUGCUGGGAGGCAUUGUUUGGCCUACUUGGUUCUCGGAAUGGUUGAGACGUGUGGGAGUCUUUUUCGAAGAGACAACAGCCAAGGGAAAGAGCGAGACACAACAACAGAAACCCAUGGAACUCCUUCGUGGCACCUUGUCUAGCAGCAGUACCACUGGAGGAGCAAACAACAACAACAUCAGCAAGAAGCAAACAGGUGCACAACCCGUGAUGAAUGAUCUUUCCAAAGUUUUCUCGUGGCCGUUUAUGAGUGAGAACGAAAAGGAGCGGUAUGACUUUUACAAACGGCCGGAUGGAUCCAAGAAGUGGUACCGGACAGGUAGCAAUCCGUGGGAUAUCAAGUCAGCUUUGCCCAAAACCUUUUGGAAGCAAGACGAGCCGGAAGAGAAGCCGUGGUGGUCGUUGAAUUGAACAUUUGAUGCUGCUGCACCGGCUUGAGCCAAGGGUUGACCCAGAAGUAAGCGGGCGCUGGACAAUUGGAUCGACGAUCUUCAACGAUAUUUGGACCAACCAAUGAAUUGGGAGUGAGGGAGUCUAUGCCCAACCAUAUCACCCUGAUGUUCCCAACCGGUCCAUCGAGGUUCCUGGCGAUCAUUGGCGUCCGGCAAGAGGAACCGCUGUCCAGCCUGCAAUCCUCGUGAUCUUGGCUCAGAAUCUCUCGUGGCUCCAGACCACCGUUGACGGAAUUGAUGUAAAGUCUCGAGCAACACGGUCGGGUCGUCGUUCUGAGCUCCGGUACAUCCGAGUUUGUCCACAUGAAAUUGAAGGAAUGACAAUCGAAUCAAAUCGUGGAACCCGGAAAACCAUCAAUCUGCUCGUAUCGUCGGAUAGAACAGAAUUGAAUUGGUGCGGUAUCGAGGCUGCACACAAAAGUUUGCCUUUUCAUCGGUCCUUUGGAGCCCUGCGGAGGCGAUAACUAUGGGAGGCGAUAACUAUGCCUGUGGUUGGCUCAGAGGAACACAGCGGAUCAGGGGUUAUUUUCGCAGUACUUUUAGUAGUCUAUAACUUGUAACUAUAGGGAAUACAUGUUGUAAUGGAAUUUACAAUGUGUGUCAGCAGCUCUUUGGAC
Molecule: messenger RNA, 3502 nt
Organism: Seminavis robusta
Lineage: Eukaryota; Bacillariophyta; Bacillariophyceae; Naviculales; Naviculaceae
Source: the annotation of a GenBank genome assembly